Messenger RNA from Anolis carolinensis (green anole), 7938 nucleotides. It is a transcript of the gene shc1, whose product is annotated as SHC adaptor protein 1. Bases 3038 to 4888 code for a protein of 616 amino acids. Gene Ontology annotation, biological process: epidermal growth factor receptor signaling pathway; insulin receptor signaling pathway; intracellular signal transduction. Gene Ontology annotation, molecular function: receptor tyrosine kinase binding. Gene Ontology annotation, cellular component: plasma membrane. The record is from RefSeq and is a predicted model, not a curated record. The transcript has 13 exons. Lineage: Eukaryota; Metazoa; Chordata; Lepidosauria; Squamata; Anolidae.
UGGCAUUCAGUCUCCCCUCCCUGUCAUUCCUGUCGUGUGCCUUCAAGUCAUUUCUGAUGUGUCUGGUGACCUGGUUAGAGCUUUUGCUGUGCGCUGCCUUUCUCUGUUGCACCUCCCGUUCUUCCUUGCACAACAGCCCUCUGAGGUAGGUCGAGGACAGCACAGCCGGCUCGUGGUUGCCAGGUGGGCUUUGUGGCCCGGCCAAGAGAACUAGCCCCGGCCCAUCCCCUGGGCUUUUCUUCCCGUUUUAUGGGGCUUGCUUUCCCUUCCUCUGGUGCCGCUUUGGAUCCUAAUCAGAGACGAAAAGUGGUCUGGUUAUUCUUAGGAUUCCUAACUGACUUCUUUUAAUUACGUUAUGUUUCAUUUUAUUGUAAUGUUUAUACCAGCGGUUCCCAAACUUAUUUGGCCUGCCGCUCCCUUUCCAGAAAAAAUAUGACUCAGCACCCCCUGGAAAGGGGGGCGUGGCUUAGAGGGGUGGGCGUGGCUCCUGCUCAAGAGGGCGGGGCUGAGCCUCUCCCCUCGUCCAAGAUGCAGGGUUGCGAGAGGAGGUGGGCGGGGCUACAAAUGGGCAGCCAGGACUGGGAUGGGCGGAGUUACGAGCUCUGAGUCAGGGCUGAGCUUCUAUCCCUGCCCUGUAGCGCCUGCCAGGACACAGGGGGCGGGGCUAGAGGAGUGGGCGGGGCCUCUUCCAGGUGCCUGACGGGGCUGAACCUCUAUACCCUGCCUCAGGGGAGGUGUAGAGGCUCAGCCCUGUCUCGCAGUCUUGGGAAGAGGCCCCGCCCCUAGCCCUGCCCUUUAGUCCUAAAAGGCCUCUCAGGGGAGGUAUAAAGGCUCAGCCCUGUCUCGGGCUCUUGGGAAGAAGCCACGCCCUUUCCUCUAGCUCCGCCCCCUGUGUGUCCUAACAGGUGCCAUCACCGCCCCCCUGGAUGGCUCCAGUGCCCACUGGGGGGCAGUAGCGCCCACUUUGGGAAUCACUGGUUUAUACGAUGCAGAUUUCCAAUUGUGUUUGUUUUUUUAAUGUUGUGGGCCGCUUUGCUUCUUCAGCAGAGAUGAAAGUUGGAUGAUGAUGAUAAUAAUAAUAGAAAUAAUAAUAUAAUAAGCCAAAGGGAGCUUUUAAGCGGGAAGAAAAGUGGGAAGAAUAUGCCCUAACAAAGGCCUGGGCAAACUUUGGACUUCAACUCCCACAAUCCCUAACAGCAAGCCCAUGCUUGCCCUAAUUGGAAAGGAACCAUUGGAAGAGAGAAUAAUAACUAACAUAUUGACUCAAUAUCGAAGGUGAGCAUUAGAUUUGAGUAAAUAGGAUAUUAUUAUUAUUAUUAUUAUUAUUAUUAUUAUUAUUAUUAUUAUUAUUAUUAUUAUUUCAAAUACAACAAGAUGAAUCCACAGCAAACAAGAUCACUCUGCUGGCUGUUGUAUUGGAUCCCACGUCGGGCCCUUCCCAAGUGUCUAGGACUGUGUGAAUAAUGCGCGCAGAUCCGAGUCGGGUGGCCUUUUGCAGCUGACCGGUGGUGAUUUUGUCAGCACCGAUUGUGUUUAAGUGCUGCCUUGAGACACUGCACCCAGUGUGCCCAUCACCACUGGGAACCCCCUUGACUGGUUUAUGCCAGAGUCUUUGCAGUUCGGUCAUGUCAGCUUUUCCAAUUGCUUUUCAUCAAUCUGCUAUCACCUGGGAUUGCAACACUGACGAUCCAUAACACAGUAUUCAAAUGUGGGCAUAUGGGGUAUGCAUGCCAGGUUUGGUCCAGAUUGUUUGGAUUCAUAAUGUGCUCUGGAUGUCGGUGAACUACAACUCCUAUCAAUCCCUCCAAAGGCCUCCAGUAUUUGUUGUUGGUCAUGGGGGUUCCAGAUCCAUGGUGAGAUCAGGAGUCUUGUGCUCACAAAGCUCUUGUCAGCCUGGAUUUGGACGUGUUUGUUUCCAUUAUUAUUGUUAUGAUGAUGCCUGUGUCAUAUGAUGCCUCCCAGUUCAAAAGGUCCUUCCGUCUUGACCUUGAGUAUGAGUGAGCCAGUGAGUGAGUGCUUGCCCUGCUUGACCGCUCCUCCCUUGGAGCCUUGCCUCUGCACCCUCCUCUUGACCUGCUUUCCCUCUUUCCGAAGGCAAAGCAGGCAGGCAGGGCUCCCACUCACCCACCCACCCACCCACCUCCCCUGUGUGAGUCAGCAGGGCCCUCCCUCCUCCUUCCUUCCUUCCUUCCGUCCUUCCUUCCGUCCUUCUUUCCCUGCCUGCCUUCCUCCCUCCAUUGGUGGCAGCCGUGGCUUGGCCUCUUUCCUCUCUCUUUCCUCUCCCCCUUUCCGUCCCACGCCUUCUUUCCCCGGAACAGUGCUGCGAGCCGGCAUUCAGGAAGCAGCAGGAAUUAAGCCUCCGCAGCUGCAUCAGUAGAAUCCAAGGGAGACGGAGGAGCGGCGGAAAGGAAGGGGCUGGGCACCCACCAAGAGGGUUCGGAAAGGACCCGGAGAGGGCACGGGGCACCUGAACCCUCCAGGCGGUCCGACAUCUCCGGCAGACCUCUGCCCAUCACUGCUGCCCACAUGGGCUCCCUCCUCCUCCUUUUCCUCCGUGGCUGAACAGAGCUGCUUGUGUUCGGCUUCCUGGCAUCCGCCCGCUGCCUCCGCCUUCCCAGAUCCUUCUCCGUGGCCUCCCUCGUCUCCUUUCGCACAACAGGAGACAUCCCUGGGUCCAGUUAUCCUCGCCUUCCGGACCAUAACAAGCGGCGGAGAGGCUGGCGAUCCAGGUCAAGGCAGCGAGAGGCUCAACAGUUUGGGCACUGGAGGGACGCAAGGGGCUCUCCUUCUUUUCUUCUCUCGCAUCACAGCUUUGAGGACCACAGAGUAGACUCCCGGGUCUCUUGGCCCUUCCUUCGAUUGAGUGGAUUUGGUACAAUGACGACGGCGGUGACAGUAACCGGACAGUCCUAACCCAGGGGUGGAUCUGGCCUUGGAUCGCCUCUCAACGGUCAGCCAUGCCGGCCAGGCGGAGUGUCUCCUUCGGACCGGGGUUUGCGGGAGCGUGAGCGUCACCUCCCCUCACUUGCUUUUUGGGAUGGACCUCCUCCAGAAGAGCAAAUACAGCCACCUGCGCAACGACUCGCUCUCCUCGCUGGACGAUGGGCCCCUGGCGGUGGUGCCGGCGGCGGUGGCGGUGGCGGAGGAGGACCCCUUUGGGCCGGGCUCUUUCCUGCCGCCCGGCUCGCUCUCCUCCUCGUCCUCGCUGAGCCCCAUGCUGCCCUUGGGGGAGCUCUCUUCCGAGUCGGAGGACAGCCCCACCACCCUCUGCUCCUUCUUCCCCAAGAUGGCCAACCUCAAGCUCUCCAACCCCGCCGCCACGCUCCUCGGCUUCCGGGGCUUCUCCAGGGAGGCCGGCGGGGGGUCCGGGGAGCCGCCCCCGCCGCUGCCCCCGCCCUUGCCGCCCUUGCCGCCUCCUCCGGCCACCUUAGGCUCAGCUCUCGCUCUCUCUUCCCAGGAUAUGAACAAGCUGGGCUGCGGCGGGAAGAAGAUGCGGGUGGAAGGCGGCCAGCUGGGAGGGGACGAGUGGACGCGGCACGGCAGCUUCGUCAACAAGCCCAGCCGGGGGUGGCUGCACCCCGACGACAAGGUCAUGGGCCCCGGAGUCUCCUACCUCGUCCGGUACAUGGGUUGCGUGGAAGUGCUGCAGUCGAUGCGGGCCCUUGACUUCGGCACCCGGACCCAGGUCACAAGGGAAGCCAUCGGACUGGUCUGCGAAGCCGUGCCCGGGGCCAAGGGAGCCGUCCGGCGGAGGAAGCCCUGCGGCCGCUCUCUGCACUCCAUCCUGGGCCAGAGCAACCUGAAGUUUGCCGGGAUGCCCAUCACGCUCACCAUCUCCACCAGCAGCCUCAACCUCAUGGCCUCCGACUGCAAACAGAUCAUUGCCAACCACCACAUGCAGUCGAUAUCGUUCGCAUCCGGAGGAGAUCCGGAUACGGCUGAAUAUGUUGCCUACGUUGCCAAAGACCCCGUUAACCACAGAGCCUGCCACAUCCUGGAGUGCCCCGAAGGCCUGGCCCAGGACGUCAUCAGCACCAUCGGCCAGGCGUUUGAGCUGCGCUUCAAGCAGUACCUCAAGAACCCCCCCAAGCUGGUCACCCCCCACGACAGGAUGGCCGGAUUUGACGGCUCGGCCUGGGACGAGGAGGAGGACCCCCCUCCGGACCACCAGUACUACAACGACUUCCCCGGGAAGGAGCCCCCGCUGGGCGGCCUGGUGGACCUGCGCCUGCGGGACGGGGGCCCCGGGGCCCAGCCGCCCGGACACUUGGGGGCCACCCUGCCGGUUGGGCAAAUGUCCGGCGGAGACUACGAAUCCCGGAAACCACAUCCCGCCUUGCAAGGGCGGGAGCGCUGCCUCUCUGGCCGCACUGACCUCUUUGACGACCCCUCCUACGUCAACGUCCAGAACCUGGAGAAGGCGCGAGCGGCCGGUCUUGCCGGGGCCACCGCCAACGGAAGCAGCAGCAGCAGCAGCAGCAACGCCCAGAGGGACCUCUUUGACAUGAAGCCCUUUGAGGACGCCUUGCGGGGCCCGCCACCGCCGCUGCCGCCGCCCUCGGGGCCCUCCAUGGAGGAGCAGCUGCGGAGGGAGCCCUGGUUCCAGGGCCGGCUGAGCCGCAAGGAGGCCGAGAAGCUGCUGCAGGCCAACGGGGACUUCCUGGUGCGGGAGAGCACCACCACGCCGGGACAGUACGUGCUGACGGGCCUCCAGGGUGGGCAGCCCAAGCACCUCCUGCUGGUCGACCCCGAGGGAGUGGUGCGGACGAAGGACCACCGCUUUGAGAGCGUCAGCCACCUGAUCAGCUACCACAUGGACAACCGGUUGCCCAUCAUCUCAGCCGGGAGCGAGCUCUGCCUCCAGCAGCCGGUGGAACGGAGAGCCUGAUGGACCCUCCUCCGACCCCUUCUUUCCUUCCUUCCGGGCCCCUCUUUCGCACCCAGAGCUGCCUUUGCCGCACACAAUGACCUCCUCACCGCCUUCACCUCGAAGUGUUUUGGACUCCAACUCCCACCAUUCCUCGCAGCCUCAGGCCCCUUCCUUUUCCCCCUCCGCCGCUUAAGCGGCGGAGGGGGAAAAGGAAGGGGCCUGAGGCUGCGAGGAAUGGUGGGAGUUGGAGUCCAAAACACCUGGCGGGAGGGCCAAGUAGGCCCAGGCCUGCAAUAUAUAUAUUAGGCAUGUCCGAUCGAUGAAAAAAAUGUUUCAAUUCUCGUUUCUAAAGUAGGGGGCACUGGCGCUUCAAUAUAGAAAGUAUUUCCGAUUUUUUCACCCAAAAAAUUUGGAUAUUUCCGAAAAUUCGUAAUGAUUCUAAAUGUUUCUAAAAUGGCAGACGCGCAUGCGCAAUCACCAAAAAAAAGGAACAUUGGGGGGGGGGGGGACUUUUACAGGGCUCUCCCGCCCUCAUCAAUUUUGCAAUGCCCUUGCAAGUUGUGCAAAGAUACUUUGAAAGCUAGAAAUUCCCUUGCUAUAUUUGUAAGCAAGGAGGACACUGGAAACCAAUGGUGUCUCUGGCUAUGUGAUCCCACAAGCCUCAACCCAAUGCCUUCCAUUAGAAAUGGACCAGUGACCACCACGCCAAGCAAUGCCCUGGCAAGGAGUGCAAAGAUACUUUGAAAACUAGAAAUUCCCUUGCUAAGAGAAAGAACCAUGUUAGGCUGAGCUAAGCUCCCAUUCAAGGUAGGUUGCAGAAAAAAAAUUAAAAAUACGUUACAAAAUGGGGGGGGGGGGGGAAAUGACAAAACAUUAAGAGACAAUUAGAGAAUGGGCCAACAAUGGUUCAAAUUACAUUGCUGGUUACGCCGUGAGACAAUGUCUCGGAAUGCGUAUCAAAAAGCGAGAACAAUCCGAAAUAAUUUCGAUAUGCGAUUCAAAACGAUUUUUGGACAUGUCUAAUAUAUAUAUAUUGCAAGGUGAGCCAAAGAAAAACGCGGGGACCGAAGGGAGGAAGUUGUUCUCCCAUGGAGAGCAGUGCUUUCCCUUUGCGCCCUGGACGUUGUAGUUUCCACCAAAGAAGGCAACGAUCUACGACUCCCGGAAGUGGAGUCAAACUGCAUCCGUUCCCUAGCGUAGACGCACUAUGUGCAGCACUUGCAGGCAUCCCAGCCUUCGCCGAGAGGAUUCCAUCCCGUGACCGCAAAACAGCUUGCGAGGGAUACAGAGGCCUCUUUUCCCCCCAACUCCCCCGAAGCACAAAGGGAGGCAAGCCCUUCCAAAUAUAUUGCAAUCCAAUGGGCCAGCUUGGACUGUUUCGGACUGCGACUCCCACCAUUCCCAACAGCCCCAGUCCCUUUCCAGGGUGAGUUUAUAACCAGUAGCGUGAACUGGGUGGUUCAGAAUGCCUAACUAAUAUGUAUCCCAAAAGUACAGCGAUGUCUAUAUAUAUAUAUAAGAGUGAUGGCAUCACGGCGACCAACAAAACAACGAAACUACAAAUUUGUUACACUACAAAUUUGACAGAAAAAGUAGUCCAAUACGCAGUAAUGCUAUGUAGUAAUUACUGUAUUUACGAAUUUAGCACCAAAAUAUCAUGAUAUACAGUAGAGUCUCACUUAUCCAAGCUAAACGGGCCAGCAGAAGAUUGGAUAAGCAAAUAACUUGGAUAAUAAGGAGGGAUUAAGGAAAAGCCUAUUAAACAUCAAAUUAGGUUAUGAUUUUACAAAUGAAGCACCAAAACAUCACGUUAUACAACAAAUUUGACAGAAAAAGUAGUUCAAUACGCAGUAAUGUUAUGUUGUAAUUACUGUAUUUACAAAUUUAACACCAAAAUAUCACGAUAUAUUGAAAACAUUGACUACAAAAAUGGCUUGGAUAAUCCAGAAGCUUGGAUAAGUGAGACUCUACUGUAUUGAAAGCAUUGACUACAAAAAUGCGUUGGAUAAUCCAGAACGUUGGAUAAGUGAGACUCUACUGUAUAUUCAUUUUGAUGUACGGAGCAUGAAUGUUGCUUAUUGUAUUUCAUUCAAUAUAAGUUUAUAUUUUAUACCUUGUUUAUUGACCAUUUACUAGUGCAUAUUGCUGUACUUGUGGGUAUAUACUAGUUUGGUGUGUAACCAGUAACCCAUUUACUUAAUGGUUCAGGAUGCCUGCCAUAGGUGUGGGCGAAACAUCAGGAGAGAAUGCUGCUUCUGGAAUGUGGCUAGGCAGCCCCAGAAAUGCACAGCAACCUGGUGAUUCCAGCCAUGAAAGCCUUUCAACAACACAGAGGUGAUGACGGACAGCAAGGAAGGGAGAGAAGAUAGACAGCAUCCCACAGGGCGAUGCUUUUGGAUAGAGACCUUGUUGGGAAUGGUGGGAGUUGGAGUCCAAAACGCCCCUCCCUCUUUUCCUUCACCCUUUAAAUAUUAUUAUGAUUAUCUUCUUCUUCUUCUUCCGUGUGCCUUGACCCUUUUCCAGGUCUGAGAUUUUAUGCAACAGCCUCCUCCUCCUGCCAGAGAAAAGCCUUUCCCCGAAAAAGCACAGCCUGCACACAAGGAAGGAAGGAAAGAGCGUUUGCACUCUGCGCAUGCUCAGAGGGAGGCUUCCCACGCAAGGACAAAAGCGGGGGGAGAGAAGGAGCAAUGCGUGUCCUUGCCGUGUUCUGCCCCCCCCCCCCAAAAUCCGCUCCCCAGGUCUGUACAUAAGUUUGUGUUGCAUGAGUCACGUUGUGUUUAUCCUCCUCCUCCUCCUCCAGAAGCCAAAGUGUAGCCCCCCCCCCUGACACCAGAGACAAGAGAGAGACCUCCACCCUUUUCCCGGACACUCCGUGGGUCACUGUGCCUGCCCCACGCCUUUUCCGUGGGGCUCCAUUUGCACACACACACACACACACACACACCACACACACACAGAGUCACCUCGGCCUCGGUCCCACCUGCACACUUUCUGUCUCUUUUGAUUCUACUCUCGAUUAUUAUACCAAAGGAACCCAACGGUUAUUAUUAAAAGUGGGUAUUUCUGUA